ACCAGACUCGAGUCGAGAUCGGGGCGCGGCCGUCAUAUCAUCAUUCAGUAGACAGACAACAAGAUAUGCGAGGACAUUGACACUAGGGGCGGAUCGAUCGAGCGCAAUAUUACAGUAUCAUAGACGAAAACUAAGCAGCAUCCUCUACAGCCGCCGACGCGGUCGUCGGGCAGUCGCGCGAAAUAUGGCCCUCCGAGCCGCAAGUGUAACACGCGCGCCGCUGGGGUUGCGGGCAAUCUUUCGACAUGUGCCCGAUGCCGGAGCAGUUGUAGCACCGACUGCCUUGCACGCAAUCCCGCGACAGAUGGCCAACUCCUCCACAAGUGUAGCAGGUUUUGUUCGCUCCACCACCGGAGAAUGCACCAGAGCUUCCCCCGGCAGUGGUGCCCGCCUGGGGACACGCACGCGCGAUGUGGCCGACCUGACCGCAGCGGUAGCAUUCCUGGCUACCACCGUAACCAGCGCCGGCCGGAGCGGCCACCGUCUCGGGGCAGUCCCGCGACUGGAGGCUCGGAUGAGUAAAAGAAAGGCAAAUGUUGCGGCGCACUCACCAGGUGCCCUUCCUUGCCGCACUUGUAGCAAGCCUUUGGUUUUGCCUCACCCGUGCAGUCGCGGGAGACAUGGCCCUCGCCGCCGCCUAAACAGGCUGUCAAGAGAGGAUUGCCCGCGCAAGAUCGGACAUACAGUUAUAGCAAGUCGGCGUGCCCGCCUUUGGGCAGCUCGCGGCCUGGUGGCCAAAUCCUCCGCAGUUAAAGCAACCCCGCGCACCGGCCAUGGCAGUUACAAGUUUUUGGGUGAGAAGAGAGGGACUGGGGAGCGGGGAGAGCGGAGUGGCGAGGAGGCCUGCGCGGAGGGUUUUUGAUCGAGAGUGAGGAGAAAAGAAGAAUGCGUAUGUAAGCGAUCUGUCGGCGACGCCGCCAGACGCGCGUGGGAAUCCGCGCC
Fomitopsis serialis is the source of this 942-nucleotide messenger RNA. RefSeq lists its product as uncharacterized. The transcript is spliced from 6 exons. Lineage: Eukaryota; Fungi; Basidiomycota; Agaricomycetes; Polyporales; Fomitopsidaceae. The record is from RefSeq and is a predicted model, not a curated record. Bases 185 to 862 code for a protein of 225 amino acids.